CGGGUGAUGACGCACUACUAACACUUUGCUGUAGUGUAGUGGUUGUGAAUGGGGCAAUCUAAAAAUGGCGGAACAGGUACAAGCACGUGUUGAAAAGGCUAUCAGUGAUUGUGUCACGGAACUUGAUACUCAGUAUAUUAGGAAAAUGCAGGGUGAUAUGUACCGGUGCAGUGCAAGAUGUUGUGAUAAUACUUCAAGCAAUAUGGAAGAAGCUCAGCGUUGUAUAGAACGUUGUUCGCAGCCAUUACAACGAGCACAAAACACAAUCCAGACUGAGCUUCAGGAUUACCAGGAAAGACUACAGCGAUGUGCAGUACAGUGCCAAGAUGAUGUUAAAGAUAGGUUAUCACCGGGAGCCAGCUCACAGCAAAUAGAUGCCUUGCGAGGAGAAAUGGAAAGUUGUCUUGUCAAGUGCGGAGAUAAACAUAUAGCAAUACUACCAGCAAUGAUGAAAAGGAUGAAAUCUACUUUAUCACAAUAUCAAUAGAAGUUAUAUAAUACAGUAGAACCCCGUUCUUUAGGGCACCCAUAUUAAGGGGACACCACUAUUAAGGGGAGGACUCUAUUAAGGGGACACUCCUACUAAGAACCGAAAGGUCCACUGAUUAAUCUCAGA
Molecule: messenger RNA, 616 nt
Organism: Anneissia japonica
Lineage: Eukaryota; Metazoa; Echinodermata; Crinoidea; Comatulida; Comatulidae
Product: protein FAM136A-like
Exons: 3
Coding region: 65-487 (140 amino acids)
Cellular component (GO): cytoplasm
Source: RefSeq, a predicted model, not a curated record